CCAAGUUUUGGAGCUGUGAACGAUUACUCCAACGUUUAUUUUGCUUUUUUGCCAUACUCGCAUUUCUUCGUUUACGAAACAAGAAAGAAAGAAAUCAUGUCGGAGCGUUUGAAAAAUACAAAUCGGGUCUCAAAUGAGGAUAUAAUCGAAGAUCUCACCAAGGAUUUGAAAACAGCUUUUACCACUCAAGAUCCAGUUGAAGAGUUCGUUAUAAACCCUGAUUCCAGUGCUGAAGAGUACCCCACGUCUUCCGGUGACGCUCCAGCAGCAGCAAAAUCUUCCGACAUUCCAUCUGCUAACCUCGACAGUAAUUACAAAGACCCAGAUGAAAAGGAACAGAAAGAAACUGAGAGUGAUACUGAUUCCAUAGAUGAAGUUUCUCUGAAGGACGCAGAAGUUGACCUUACUGAUGACCAGAAAGCAGAAAGACAAAUCAUCGCAGAAGAACUUAAGAAGAGUGGAAACGAGGCUUUUAAGGAUGGUGAUUAUGAGAGGAGCAUAGAGAAAUAUACUGAAGGUUUAAGAAUCUGUCCACUGCAAUUCUCGCAACAACGCGCGGUUUUGUACUGCAAUCGCAGUGCUGCCAAAAUGAAGCUAGAGAAGUACAACAGAGCUAUCAAAGACUGCACAAAGGCCAUUGAACUUGAUGACAAAUAUCUCAAGGCCUAUAUCAGGCGAGCCCAAUCUUACGAAGCAACGGAAAAACUAGACGAGAGUUUAGCAGAUUACAAAAAAAUAUUAGAAAUGGACCCAACACACAAAGAGGCACAAAAAGCAGUUGUCCGUUUGCCACCGCUCAUCGAAGAAAAAAACGAAAAGUUAAAACAAGAAAUGCUAGGCAAACUCAAAGACUUAGGUAACAUGAUUUUAAAGCCUUUUGGUUUGAGUACAGAAAAUUUCCAGCUAGAACAAGAUCCGGAAUCUAAAGGAUAUAAGAUAAAUUUCAAACAAUGA
Hyposmocoma kahamanoa is the source of this 954-nucleotide messenger RNA. Its product is annotated as tetratricopeptide repeat protein 1-like. NCBI's taxonomy places the organism in Eukaryota, Metazoa, Arthropoda, Insecta, Lepidoptera, Cosmopterigidae. Gene Ontology annotation, molecular function: protein binding. The transcript is spliced from 4 exons. The coding region runs from base 97 to 954 and encodes 285 amino acids. The record is from RefSeq and is a predicted model, not a curated record.